GAAUUACGCUGCUCCACAGCUGAACACUCCCUGAAUCAAAGCUGAAAGUAAAGUGGAGGAGCAGGAGAAGAAGGAGAGGGAGAGAGAGAGAGAGAGAGAGAGAGAGAUAUUACACAGCAACAGAGACUUUAUUAAACACGAUCUCAGAGAGAAAUCCAGAGGAACAGCUCCAUGAUGGAGCUUCAUCACUCCAGCAGUGGAGCAGGAGCCUCUGAUCUAAAGUUAAAGCGUGCAGGAUCUCCAGAUCCCAGCUGUGUGUCUGAGAAGAGAUACCGGUCCACAUCUGACUCUCCUGGAUUCAGCAGAGGAGGAGGAGGAGAACCCAGCCAUGUGUCUAUGAAGAGUGACCAGUCAUUGCCUGUCCCUCCUGGAUUCAGCAGAGGAGGAGGAGAACCCAGCCGUGUGUCUAUGAAGAGUGACCAGUCAUUGCCUGUCCCUCCUGGAUUCAGCAGAGGAGGAGGAGGAGAACCCAGCCGUGUGUCUAUGAAGAGUGACCAGUCAUUGCCUGUCCCUCCUGGAUUCAGCAGAGGAGGAGGAGAACCCAGCCGUGUGUCUAUGAAGAGUGACCAGUCAUUGCCUGUCCCUCCUGGAUUCAGCAGAGGAGGAGGAGAACCCAGCCGUGUGUCUAUGAAGAGUGACCAGUCAUUGCCUGUCCCUCCUGGAUUCAGCAGAGGAGGAGGAGAACCCAGCCGUGUGUCUAUGAAGAGUGACCAGUCAUUGCCUGUCCCUCCUGGAUUCAGCAGAGGAGGAGGAGAACCCAGCCAUGUGUCUAUGAAGAGUGACCAGUCCAUGCCUGAGCAUCCUGGAUUCAGCAGAGGAGCUGUUCCCUCUGAGCUGAGCUCCACAGAACCUGCACUGCAGAUAAACACUCUGUUGGAGGAAACUGGAGACCUGAAUCAGGAUUCUUACCAACCAGUGGAUGAUGAUCUACACAGAGUCUUACAGAGACACAAAACCAGCAUGAAGAACAAGUACGAGAGCUUAUUUGAGGGAAUCAGAACAGAAGAGAAUAAAACCCUCCUGAACAGGAUUUACACUCAGCUCUACAUCAUAGAGGGAGAGAGUGAAGGAGUGAAUGAAGAACAUGAGGUUUUACAGAUGGAGAAAACACCCAGGAGAUGCUUUCAAGACUCUCCAAUCAACUGCGUAGAUAUUUUUAAACCUCUCCAAGGUCCUGAAGGAGAAACACGAGAAGAGACCAUCAGAGCUGUGGAGGCUGACAGACUCAGACACAGAGAAAGAAAAGAAGAUCACAGACCAGAAGAGCCAGAGCUCAGAGCUGUUCUGACUAAAGGCAUCGCUGGAAUUGGAAAAACUGUCUCUGUGCAGAAGUUCAUUCUGGACUGGGCUGAAGGAAAAGCCAAUCAGGAUGUAGAGAUCAUGAUUGUGCUUCCGUUCCGGGAGCUGAACCUGAUUAGAGAUGAUCAAUACAGUCUUCAUGGACUUCUGUGUGACUUCCAUCCUGAGCUCAAAGAUCUGGACCCAGAGAUUUAUGAUCAGAUCAAAGCUGUGUUUAUAUUUGAUGGUCUGGAUGAAAGCAGAAUUCCACUGGACUUUAAAAAGUGUAAGAAAGUAUCUGACAUCACCAUGACAUCAUCGGUGGGAGUGUUGAUGACAAACCUCAUCAAAGGAGAGCUGCUUCCCUCUGCUCUGAUCUGGAUAACCUGCCGACCAGCAGCAGCCAAUCAGAUCCCUCCUAAAUACAUCAACCGUGUGACAGAAAUUCAGGGAUUCAGUGACCCACAGAAGGAGGAGUACUUCAGGAAGAGGAUCAGUGAUGAAGACCAAGCCCAGAGAAUCAUCUCCCACAUUAAGACAGCGAGGAGCCUCCACAUCAUGUGCCACAUUCCAGUCUUCUGCUGGAUCUCAGCCACUGUUCUUCAGAGAAUCAUGAAACAGCCUCAUACAGAAAUCCCUAAAACUCUGAUAGAAAUGUACUCACACUUCCUGAUCACUCAGACCAACAUGAAGAACGAGAAGUAUGAGGAGGAAGAUGAGAGAAACCCAAAGAACCUGCUGGAGUCCAACAGAACCGUUCUUCUGAAACUGGCUGAACUGGCUUUCAAACAGCUGAUGAAGGGCAAUAUGAUGUUCUAUGAAGAGGACCUGAGAGAGAGCAGCAUUGAUGUCACUGAGGCCUCGGUGUAUUCUGGGAUUUUCACUGAGAUCUUUAGGGAGGAAUGUGUGCUUCACCAGAGGAAGGUCUACUGCUUUGUUCAUCUGAGCUUUCAGGAGUUUCUGGCUGCUGUUUAUGUGAUUCUCUGCUACGAGAACAAAAACAUGAAGGAACUGCACAUACUUAACCCAUGGGACAGUAAGUGGUUUGAGAAUGUUCCACUGGAUGAACUGCUGGAGGGAACAGUGGAUAAAUCUGUAGAGAGUCCAAACGGACACCUGGAUCUUUUCCUCCGUUUCCUGCUGGGCAUCUCAGUGGAGUCCAAUCAGAGACUCCUACAGGGUCUACUGACCCCAGCACAGAGCAGCUCAGACAGAACCAGAGGGCGCAUCAAGAGUUUAAUCAAAGGAGAUAAUCAUCACAUCUCCACUGAGAGAUGCAUCAAUCUGUUCCUCUGUCUGUCUGAAGUGAAUGACCAGUCUCUCUCCAGAGAGAUUCAGGAGUAUCUAAACUCAGAGAGACAGUCAGAUGUGAGACUCUCUCCUGGACAGUGUUCAGCAGUAGCCUAUAUGAUCCUGAGCUCAGAGGAGGUUCUGGAUGAGCUGGACCUGAAGAAGUACAACACAUCAGAGGAGGGUUAUAGGAGACUGAUCCCAGCUGUGACUGUCUGCAGAAAAGCUCGACUAGUUCACUGUAAUCUCACAAAGAAAUCCUGUGAGACUCUUUGCUCUGCUCUUCAAUCAGCAAAUUCCUCCCUGAAAGAACUAGACCUCAGUAACAAUGACCUGCAGGAUUCAGGUGUGCAAGUGCUCUCUGUUGGACUGAAGAGUUCGCACUGUAAACUGGAGAUACUCAGAUUGUCUGGUUGUAUGGUUACAGCUGAAGGCUGUUCUUCUCUGGCAUCUGCUAUGAAGUCAAACCCCUCCCACCUGAGAGAACUAGAUCUGAGCUAUAAUCACCCAGGAGAGUCUGGAGUGAAGCUGCUGUCUGAUAUAAAGGAGGAUCCACACUGUGCACUGGAGAAACUCAGGGUGGAUCAUGGAGGGGAGAACAGGAUCAAACCAGGACUGAAGAAAUAUGCUGUUCGUCUCACUCUGGAUCCAAACACAGUGAACAGACUCCUCUCUCUGUCUGAGGGGAACAGAAAGGUGAAGAAUGAGGGAGAAGAUCAGUCGUAUCCAGAUCAUCCAGACAGAUUUGAGGACUGUCUGCAGGCUCUGAGUGCGGAGAGUCUGACUGGACGCUGUUACUGGGAGGCUGAGUGGGGCCGGAGGUGGGGGGGUAUUGUAGCUGUGUCCUACAGAGGAAUCAGGAGGAAAGGAGGCAGUAAUGACUGUCAGUUUGGAAGUAGUAAUCAGUCCUGGGCUUUCAUCCACUCUAAUAACCGUUACACUCUCAGGCACAAUAAUCAGUUAACUGCCAUACCUUACCCCCCAAACCCUUCUACCAGAGUAGGAGUGUAUCUGGACUGGGAGUCCGGCACUCUGUCCUUCUACAGCGUCUGCCCUGACACACACACACUGACCCACCUACACACACUCACCACCACAUUCACUGAGCCGCUCUACACUGGGCUUAGAGUUUAUAAUUAUGACUCAGUGAGACUGUGUGAGAUAGACUAACCUCCUGAAUUCUGGAGUAGAACUAAACCUCCAGAAACACACACUACUGUACUACAUGGUAGAUUUUCUGUAAAUAAAUUAUAUAAUUAGAUUUAGGUUCACUUUAUAACAUUAGUAAUAUACAUCACAGGUAUACUUGGACUCUUAUAAUCCUUAUCUCAUCCUCCAUCCCUAAAAUCUGGGGGUAAUUUUUGACCAAGUGAUAAAAUUCAAAAAAUAAAUUAAUAUAGGCAGUUGGAUACAUGUUUCUAAACACUGAAACAUCAAAAGUCAUCCAUCCUCUGUCCUCCUCACACUGCAGAUAUGCUUUGUAUAUACACUUCAUCUAAACCCUUAAAGUCUUCCUCCCACUGCUGACUGUUCUUCAGUCCAGCUAAAGCUGAAGGAUGAUCAUGGUUUAGUGGUUGCUGGUCAGAGACUCUUACCCAAGAUUAGGUCUGACCGGUUUACUGAAAAAGAGGAAAAUUGAUGGUGAAAAUCACACAGACGUGUUAAUUAUUACAGGUCCUGCUCCUGGAUUGUACGCCCACAACACCAACAUCAUGCAGUCAUGGAUUUAUGUUCCCUGGGUUUUAGUGUCUGUGCAUGUGUUUUAAAUACUGAUAAUGAAUAAUAAAACAUACUCUGUGGAAACAUCACAUAAUUUUUUCUCUUUGUGCCAUUUAGAAAUCGAUAAUCUAAAUAAAAUUUUAUUAUAUAUUUUUUUCCCAAUUUUCUCCCAAAUUUAGCUAGGUCUCCCCCAAUCUUGUGAUACGACCAGUACUAGGAUGUGAAUAUAUAAAGUGUAUAAAAAUCAAUAUUUUAACAUAUUUUUUCACUUUAUAUUUACUUUAUUUUUACUCUUUUAUCUACAUAAUCUGUAUUUUAGUAUACUUUGAAAAAAUAUUCGGCUUUGCUAAUUUGGUUCUGGUGAUAUACUUCAUAAAAAUAUAUACUUAGCAAAUGUGUUUUUUAUGAUUAAAAAGCAAUAAAACUACUCUAAGUAUGCUUGCAAAACAUGCUGAAACAUUGCUUUUAUAAACUAUUACAAACUGUACUUCUAAUGAACUGUGCUAAUUUUGUGCUAAAUGUCACACAUCCACUGAGUCCCAGACUCCUCUGGGAGAUCACAUGACUUUCGACUUUCCUUCACAAUCAGACACUCACACGGACUCCAUCUCCCAGAAUCCUCCGGGAGAUCACCUGACUAAUGACAUGACCAUGCACUCCAAUCAGCACUCUAGAUCUCCAGAGUACUAAUGUUUGUCACCAGUGUUGUUGGUCACAUGACCUAUUUAGUUUAGUGUAUAAGCCCAGGCUUUAGCCUUAGGUAGUUGUAAGGUAUUGUAUCCAUUUGUGACCUACUGAGCGUUCUAUGUAUUGUUUGCAUUCUGUGUAUGACCCCUGCCUUUUGUCCUCUCGACUCUGCCUUUUGCUUUGCCCCUUGGAUUGUUUGCACUACUACACCUUUUUACCUCUCCCUUUUGGACUGUUCGCCUUGUGAUAUCUUCAUCUGUUUGUACUUGCUUUGCCUAUUGGAUUUGAUCCCUGUCUGUUUUGUGACCACGACUCUGGAUUCUCAAUCUCACAGUAAAGCAUCAAAGCAUUUAUAA
Molecule: messenger RNA, 5330 nt
Organism: Colossoma macropomum (tambaqui)
Lineage: Eukaryota; Metazoa; Chordata; Actinopteri; Characiformes; Serrasalmidae
Product: NACHT, LRR and PYD domains-containing protein 3-like
Exons: 8
Coding region: 172-3738 (1188 amino acids)
Molecular function (GO): protein binding
Source: RefSeq, a predicted model, not a curated record